Messenger RNA from Cyanistes caeruleus (blue tit), 2482 nucleotides. The record is from RefSeq and is a predicted model, not a curated record. Lineage: Eukaryota; Metazoa; Chordata; Aves; Passeriformes; Paridae.
CGUCGUCACCUCUGUUUCCCCUUCUAGGUGUCUCAGGAGCUGCCGUUUCUGCACCCCAGCGAGACCAGCGUCCUGAAUCGGCUUUGCCGCCUGGGCACCGACUACAUUCGCUUCGCCGAAUUCGUGGAGCAGUACACAGGACACGUACAGCAGCAGGAUCACCAUCUGUCUCAGCAAAACCAGAGUGGAUUGCAUGGCAUUUAUUUGAGAGCCUUCUGCACAGGUCUUGAUUCAGUGCUGCAACCUUAUCGACAGGCACUACUUGACCUAGAACAAGAGUUUCUGGCUGACCCACAUCUUUCCAUCUCACAUGUUAAUUACUCCUUGGACCAGUUUCAGUUACUCUUUCCCUCUGUGAUGGUCAUGGUGGAACAGAUCAAAACUCAGAAGAUUCAUGGAUGCCAGAUAUUGGAGACAGUCCACAAACAUAGCUGUGGGGGGUUGCCUCCUGUUCGCAGUGCUCUUGAAAAGAUUCUGGCUGUGUGCCACGGAGUCAUGUAUAAACAGCUCUCUGCCUGGAUGCUGCAUGGAUUGCUACUAGACCAACAUGAAGAGUUCUUUAUCAAACAGGGCCCCUCUUCUGGAAAUGUCCCUAGCCAACCUGAAGAAGAUGACGAUGACUUAGGAAUUGGGGGACUUACAGGAAAACAGCUACGAGAACUGCAGGACCUGCGCUUGAUUGAGGAGGAGAACAUGUUAGCUCCAUCUCUAAAGCAGUUUUCUUUGAGAAUAGAAAUGCUGCCUUCAUACAUUCCUGUACGGGUUGCCGAGAAAAUCCUCUUUGUGGGAGAAUCUGUCCAGAUGUUUGAGAAUCAGAAUGUUAACCUGACCAGAAAAGGCUCCAUCCUAAAAAACCAGGAGGACACUUUUGCAGCAGAGCUACAUCGACUCAAGCAGCAGCCACUUUUUAGUUUGGUGGACUUUGAAUCAGUGGUUGACUGGAUACGGAGCACUGUUGCUGAGCAUCUUUGGAAACUGAUGGUGGAGGAAUCAGAUCUACUAGGACAACUGAAGAUUAUAAAAGACUUUUACCUUUUGGGAAGAGGUGAGCUGUUUCAGGCCUUCAUUGACACUGCACAGCACAUGUUAAAGACACCACCUACAGCUGUAACUGAACAUGAUGUCAACAUUGCAUUUCAGCAGUCUGCUCAUAAGGUGCUGUUAGAUGAUGACAACCUUCUUCCUCUUCUUCACUUAACCAUUGAGUAUCAUGGAAAGGAACAUAAAGAUACUUCUCAGACUCGUGAAGGGCCUUCCCGGGAAUUAUCCCCACGUGAAGCCCCCACAUCUGGAUGGGCAGCUCUGGGACUUUCUUAUAAAGUUCAAUGGCCACUGCACAUUCUUUUUACUCCUGCUGUUCUCGAGAAGUACAAUGUUGUGUUCAAAUACCUGCUGAGUGUGCGACGAGUCCAGGCUGAGCUACAGCACUGCUGGGCUCUCCAGAUGCAACGCAAACACCUGAAAUCUAACAGAACAGAUGCCAUCAAGUGGCGUCUGAGGGAUCACAUGGCUUUCCUUGUGGACAAUCUUCAGUAUUAUCUGCAGGUAGAUGUACUGGAGUCUCAGUUCUCACAGCUUCUGCAGCAGAUAAAUGCCACAAGAGAUUUUGAGAGUAUACGAUUGGCUCAUGAUCAUUUCCUAAGUAAUUUGUUGGCUCAAUCUUUUAUCCUCCUAAAACCCGUUUUCCAUUGUUUAAAUGAAAUUCUGGAUCUUUGUCAUAGUUUUUGUUCUCUGGUCAGUCAGAAUCUGGGCCCAUUAGAUGAACGGGGAGCUGCACAACUCAGUAUUUUGGUGAAGGGAUUCAGUCGUCAGUCAUCGCUUCUCUUCAAGAUUCUCUCUAGUGUUCGCAAUCAUCAGAUAAACUCUGACCUAGCUCAACUGCUGCUACGCUUGGAUUAUAACAAAUACUACACCCAGGCUGGAGGAACCUUGGGCAGUUUUGGUGUUUAAGCGCUGAAGACCUUUCCUUCAGGCUGUAACUAGUGAUGUGUCAAGCACUGGUGCUCUUGGACAGUUGGAGAGUUUACACUCACAUGAAUUUUUCUUUGUAGCUGGCUUUUGCCUGGUGAACUACUGUUUCAGAGGGAAUGGGCAGGAAUUGCCACUUAAGUGAGGCUGCCUAGUGAUUACAGAAGGCUAUUCCAUUUCUUCUGAACUCAUUAAAAAUACGCUUUCUGCAGCCCUGCAUAUAUUGAUAAGUGUUUCCGGGGACAGGCAAUCUGAACCUCUUCAGAAAGUGAAAAAAACAGAAUUAUGAUGUCUGGACUCUUCAGCUGGAUUAUGUUCCACUUCAAGUUCAAGUAUGGAGGAAGUAAUCUUGUUUAUGACUAUGAAAGAAGUUUUGGCUGUAUUCAGAAGUUCCACUUGUGUAGUAAGCUGAUAAACAGUACACAAUGUCUGCUAAUCAAAUACCACCAGGAAAAUGAAACUGCGGUAGCAAUUUUCUAUUGAGGUGAAGGGGGAGAGAAGAAGAAAUAGAUUU